UGCAUCCCUGGUUCCACAAAAAACUGAGCACAAUUCCGAACACAACAAACAUUAAUUAUUAUUGCGUGGCUAAAUAGAGAACGAACGCCAAAAUGAAGAUAAAACUAAUAGAUUCAGUUGUGCGCAGUUUCAAAGUAGCGAAAAUUUUUCGUGAAAACACCGACAAAAUCAACGCCAUCGACUUUGCACCAAACGGCGAGCAUUUGAUAUCCUGCAGUGAAGACGAUCAAAUUGUUAUUUACGAUUGCGAGAAGGGAACGCAGUCGCGAACGGUGAAUUCAAAGAAAUAUGGCGUUGAUCUGAUACACUUUACACACGCGAACAACACGGCAAUACACAGCUCGACAAAAGUGGAUGACACCAUCAGAUAUUUGAGUUUGCAUGACAACAAAUAUUUGCGCUAUUUUCCCGGCCACACGAAAAAGGUAAUCUCGUUGUGUAUUUCACCAGUGGAGGACACGUUUCUAUCGGGUUCGCUGGAUAAGACGUUGCGACUGUGGGACUUGCGUUCUCCCAAUUGCCAGGGAUUAAUGCAUCUCUCUGGGCGACCCAUUGCCGCCUAUGAUCCUGAGGGUUUGAUCUUUGCAGCUGGCGUCAAUUCAGAGAGCAUCAAACUGUAUGAUUUGCGUUCUUUCGACAAGGGACCAUUUGUCACAUUCAAGCUGAAUCAAGAAAAAGAAUGCGAUUGGACAGGCCUAAAGUUCUCGCGUGACGGCAAAACGAUAUUGAUAAGUACAAAUGGUUCCGUCAUACGACUGGUGGAUGCCUUCCACGGCACACCGUUACAAACAUUCACCGGCUAUCCGAAUAACAAGGGCAUUGCCAUCGAAGCCAGCUUUAGUCCGGACUCGCAAUUCAUCUUCUCGGGCAGCACUGAUGGUCGGGUGCAUAUCUGGAAUGCAGACACGGGCAACAAGGUCUCGGUGCUGAACGGCGAUCAUCCUGGACCGGUGCAGUGCGUGCAGUUCAAUCCCAAGUACAUGAUGCUUGCGUCCGCCUGCACUAACAUGGCCUUCUGGCUGCCCACAUCCGAGGAGGGUCUUUAGAUUAAGCUUAUGUUCUUUGUAUAUUUAAGUCAAUUGAUUACAACUAAAGUAACAUUUAAUAUUCAA
This is a messenger RNA of Drosophila nasuta, 1112 nucleotides long. RefSeq names its product WD repeat domain 82 (gene Wdr82). Lineage: Eukaryota; Metazoa; Arthropoda; Insecta; Diptera; Drosophilidae. Gene Ontology annotation, cellular component: Set1C/COMPASS complex. Gene Ontology annotation, molecular function: chromatin binding; protein binding. Bases 93 to 1046 code for a protein of 317 amino acids. The record is from RefSeq and is a predicted model, not a curated record. The transcript has a single exon.